Molecule: messenger RNA, 2013 nt
Organism: Corticium candelabrum
Lineage: Eukaryota; Metazoa; Porifera; Homoscleromorpha; Homosclerophorida; Plakinidae
Product: centrosomal protein of 192 kDa-like
Exons: 15
Coding region: 19-1668 (549 amino acids)
Biological process (GO): mitotic spindle assembly; centriole replication; centrosome duplication
Cellular component (GO): pericentriolar material; cytoplasm; centriole
Molecular function (GO): protein kinase binding
Source: RefSeq, a predicted model, not a curated record
UUACUGGUCAUUUGUCUGAUGAAAGAUACAAGUAACAGAUUUGAUGGCUACAAGACUCAACCAAUAGGUCGUUUGUAUGUCUACUAUGUAGAUGAAUACUCACGUGUGAGAUUUAAAAGAGCAUUAGAAACAUGUAGUAGUGACUUUCAGCCUGUUCAUCUUCCAAAAGGUUUAGGAUCAAUGGUCGACUUUGAAGUCAAUGAAUCUGUAGCGGAGGAAGUCGUUGCUGCUACAAAUUAUUUAGAGACAGAAGAGCAAGUCUUGUUGUCUCAACUCAGUGACAUUUGUAUAAUAUUGACUGGCAGUACGAAGACUGAGCUGUCACCAUUUGAAUGGGAAACAGUGCAGACACGCAGAGUUGAAUCAGAUGACAGAGCUGAAGGAGAGAGAUUAGAUGGGUAUCGCAACUGGUAUGUGACGCCACAAGAGAUUAUUGUUCCGGCUCGUUCUAAGACUGUUUUGCCGCGUGAAACAAAGGUUCACCUGUUUAGUAAAUCCGAUCGUCUAUUAAGAUUUAAUAUUUUCUGGCCAAAGCAGCUCUUAACUGUCUCGCCAGACAAAGGAUUCGUUGAACCACAGUGCUCAAACUCUAAAACUGUGGAAGCAUGUGGGAUUAAGAUAAUUAUUUUGCUUUUUAGGCAUCGCGUGACUAUUCUCGUGUCUCAUCGAAUUGGGAGCAUGAAACACCAGCUACCCUGGUUGGGUAGUAUGACCAUCUACUGUGAUGGCUUGUAUGAGGCUAUUCGUGUCCAAGUUAGACGAGGUCUCAUUGUUGACUCGCCUGUACAAGCUGCAGGGACGGCCUUGAAGUCAAUAGAAAACAAACGAUUGUCAGAGGAGUUACCUUCUGUUGAAAAACAAGGAAUUCUAGGAAAGACGAAACAGUCAGAUGACACCAGAAAAGAGAAGUGUAACACAGUGAGACGUGUGCAGAGAGUGGUUGUCGAAGAGACCGAAGUAAUGACCAAUAAAGCUACGAUGGUAGACGUUGAUCUAGAAGUGGCAGAGCGAGUGGAGUGGAGGCUGUGGUCUGUAGUACCUGUAUAUGUCAAAGUGGAGGACAGCGAUAAUUUAAUGCGUGCAACAUACGCUGUAUUUCACUUCAGCCACACCUCGGGGUCUUGUGCCGGAGGAGAUAAAUUGAAGCUACUGGUGUCUUUCCGACCUCGAGGAGUAGGAGUCUACUCACAAACAUGGGAACUGGAGUAUGGCAACAAGAAGUCACCAUGGAAGAACAAGUGUAGACUGUGGCUUGCACUUAGUGGCUUGGGAGUACCGUCUCGGCUGAAAGUUGCUUCAGGACAUGGUGUGUCGAACGGGAAUGGCAUUGCACCUCAUACAGAAAAAGGUCGAGUUCUCUCUGCUCCUCAAGGGCUUAUGUACUCAAAAGCGUCACGUGUGGAGUUUUCGCAUGUCCAAACAAGAGAGGUCCAGAUAAAAGUGGGAAAUCGGUCAAGAGACGAUGAUUUGGUAAUCAUGGCCUAUUGUACGCCUCCUUUCAAGCCGUCUCAUGACUGUUUUAUUGUGAGAUCUCGACGAUAUGUCCAACUAGGCAUUCUGUAUUUACCUGAUAAACCAACACAAGCUUGUGAGGGUCUUCUUCAUCUGAGACUGAAAGACAUGCCAUCAGAGCUACUUCAAGUACAACUGAAAGUAAGGGGCAAGUGAUACACGGCACUCAACCUUCACUGCAAACUCUAAAAAAGGGAUAAGUGAGCCACAAACUAAAAAAUCACUCAAUUCAUGAAACUGUAUGUAGUGAGAUUAUCUGAGUAAUUAGUAAAAGGAAUAACUGUUAAUAUUAAUCCCGAUAGAUUUUCACUUCAAAUAGGUAUUUAUUGUGUACAUGCACAUGCUAUGGAAAUUACUGUUUAAUUUUCAUUGGGGAGAACUCUGUACUUUUAAUUGCUGUAUCUGUUGAUAUGAUAGCUACACUUUGCAAGUGCUGCAGCUGUAUACAAAAUAUAAACGUUUUUGUAAAGAGAGAAUUUGUGGAAAAAGUGAAUUGGAAUU